Molecule: messenger RNA, 1890 nt
Organism: Fonsecaea erecta
Lineage: Eukaryota; Fungi; Ascomycota; Eurotiomycetes; Chaetothyriales; Herpotrichiellaceae
Exons: 2
Coding region: 1-1890 (629 amino acids)
Biological process (GO): ubiquitin-dependent protein catabolic process; positive regulation of proteasomal ubiquitin-dependent protein catabolic process; protein polyubiquitination
Cellular component (GO): ubiquitin ligase complex; cytoplasm
Molecular function (GO): zinc ion binding; ubiquitin conjugating enzyme binding; ubiquitin protein ligase activity
Source: RefSeq, a predicted model, not a curated record
AUGCCUGUCAUGCCAGGGGACGAGGCAAAGAGAAGGAAAACUCAUCGACACAAACAUGGUGACACUGGAAUGUCAAAAUCUCGCAAGCGGUCCGAGGAUGACAGUGCGACGUCAAAAUCGCCCGCCACAAAUAAUAACCCUGCCGAUAACGACGCCCUCAGACAAGCCAGACUCGCGUAUCUAGCCAAAUCCCCGGAAGAACGACGAAAAGACAUGAAAUACGAGUAUGUGAAACGGACGAAGACGUCGCAAGCAGACGAAGAGAAGGAGAAGCGUCCCAAGGCUACGCGAGUGCAACUUUCUAGGCGGGAGGAUCGAAAGCCUGAGCGGCGCUCCACCACGCGGACAGACAGCAGCCGAAGAGGUGCGGCGCAAGACGAUAGUGAAGACGAAUACGUUUAUACUCGGAACGAAAGCACAGGCACCACGAAAAUGGACACAUCUCGUGCCCAGAGAACGAAAUCCCAGAGUCAGACUUCCAGAAAGACAGAGGCGACGCGGAAAGCACCAGAACGGCGGCACACAGAGCCGGCGAGAAGGAAGGAAAUAUAUAUCUUUGACGAAGCGUCUUGCGCAGAGGACGAGUCGCAGUCGCAGCCGCUACCACGUCGAACGUCGGCUCUGGUCGAGAAACCACAAAAGCCCGAAAUAAAGAGAAGUGCUACAAUGGCAAAACCCAGGGCCGAAGUGAGCAUCGCCAAAUCUUCCGAGGCUGCCGUAACGCCCAAGAAAGGGUCAGGCCUGUUGAGCGGACUUCUGCCAGCUAAACCUGCACAGCAAAGGAAGGUCUCCUGUCUGACGUGUGGUGACGAUGAGAUCCCGAUAACGCAAUCUGCUUUACUGCCCUGCAAGCACCGCAUGUGCAAUACAUGUCUCAAGCGGAUCUUCAAGAUGUCCGUCACAGAUCCUGCGCACAUGCCACCCCGGUGCUGCACGGAUCAGCACAUUGCACUCAGACAUGUCGAGAAACUGUUCGAUGACAAAUUCAAGGUGACUUGGAACCGCAAGUUUCAAGAGUACCAAACCAAGAAUCGCGUGUAUUGUCCCGGUCGGAAGUGCGGCGCCUGGAUCAAACCGCACUAUAUCACUAUUGAGAAUGGGCGAAAAGUGGGACGCUGCAAACAAUGCAAAUUAAAGGUCUGCCCGAUAUGUUCUCAGAAGAUGCAUACGACGCGCGAAUGCCCCAAGGAUCCGGAAACAAAAGCUUUCAUCGAGACGGCCAAGGAGAAGGGUUGGCAGAGGUGCUACAGCUGUCACGCCAUGGUCGAACUGAAGGAAGGUUGCAAUCAUAUGACAUGCCGCUGCACGGCUGAGUUCUGUAUGGUGUGCGGCCUGAAAUGGAAAUCCUGUGACUGCCCCUGGUUCAACUACGAAGCUGUCGAAGCGCACUUGGGCGAUCCUGUUCGAUAUCAACAAGAAUUGGACAGACGUAGGGACCAGGUCAACCGCGACGAAGCGCUCGCUCGACGCAUGCAACAAAUGGGUUUAGGCGGUGAUGAUGCUGACGGCCCGGCUGCGCGCAUGUUGGGACUGGGGAAUGGAGCGAACCACCACAUGAACCAGAAUUUCAUCCAGCAAGCGCGUGAAGCCCUGACGGCAAAUUAUGCACAGGCGGGGCAGGCCGCGAUGGAUUUGUUGAACGGCAUCGUCAGGGGUCGAGAAAACCCCUUGCCCGGCAUGCCCUUGGAGAUGGAGCAAAUGUUGGGAAUGCUCGGCCAAGGAGGCAACAUGCUCGAUCCAGCAGAGGGAGGAAACCCAGCACGAAGGACAGGGCGACGAACGACAAAUAGACGAAGACACGCUGGGCUCGACGAGGCAGGAGGGGUCCCCGGCCGUAUGGCAAGAGGAGAAGAAAGACGGAUUCAAGAGUGGGCAAACGACAGGGCUUGA